Molecule: messenger RNA, 1266 nt
Organism: Pelagomonas calceolata
Lineage: Eukaryota; Pelagophyceae; Pelagomonadales; Pelagomonadaceae
Source: the annotation of a GenBank genome assembly
UUUGGAUGGGCUGGCUCUCGAGCACUGAUGGAGCACAAGAUGGUCGACAGCUCUGAAGAGGAGGACCGCGAGCUGCCGCCGGAGAUCUGGCGCCUCGUCUGCGACUGCCUCGUGCCGAAGCAACUGGGCCGCCUCGCGCGCACGAGCCGCGACGUGCGGACGGCGGUGCGGGGCAGCCCCGCGUUUCGACAACUGCUACGCUGCGACGGCGUAUGGGAGGACGUACACGAACGGAGCAUUCUUGGUGUCGCCGUGACGGGCGACAGCAUCGUCACGGCGUCCGAGGACCAUACCCUGAGGAUCCUCGCCGCCACCGACGGGAGCUGUCGCGCGAUCCUCGAGGGGCAUAUGAACCGCGUGCGGUGCGUCUGUAUCAUGCCGGACGGGCGCAUCGUGUCCGGAUCGCGCGAUGGGACGCUCAUCGUGUGGGCGCGAGAUGGCAGCCACCUCCGAACGCUGGAAGAAGGACCUACGGACUACGUCUGGUGCGUGGCUGCACUGUCCGAAGACCGCGUCGUCUCCGGGUGUAGGGGUGGGAGAAUAUAUCUUUGGGACGUGAAUUCUGGUCGCGAGAUUGAGAUGUUUGGAGCGGGUAGCGCCGUCCGGUGCUUCGCGGCCCUGCCGGACGGUACGUUGAUCGCGGAUGGAGGAGAGGGCAGACUAAACGUUUUCGACGUGGCGCAGGGAAAGCAUGGAAACAUCAUACAAUCGCGGUGCCACACGGGGCCACAUGAGGGGAGCAUCACGUCGGUUGCUGUUCCGUUCGAAAGCGUCGUCGUGGCUGGCCGUGGGAACGGCUCGCUUUCGCUCUGGGACCUUAAUGCAGACGAGGACCUCAUAGAUAUAGAUGAUAUAGAUAAUGUCUUCACGACACGUGGACACGAUGCAGCUGUCUGGGCCUUGGCGAGCCUGCCAAACAAACGCUUCUUGGCGGCCGACGGCGACGGAGUACUGAAGAUUUGGCGCGCCGACCUGGCUCUCGUACCCGAGGCCCUUCGGUCGCAACGUUUUCCCGAUAUCGAUUCUGAUUAUUCUGGUUCUGAUUACAGCGCUUUCUAUUCCGGUCCUUUUCCCUUGACCUGCCUCCAGACGCUGCGGGGCCACGCUCGCGCGGCCUUCUGCCUCGCCGCGCUGCCGGACGGUAGAAUCGUCUCGGGAUCCAUGGACCGGACGCUUCGAUUCUGGGCGCCCGUGGGAACUCAGAUCGACCGUGAGCGGGAUGCCCCCUCGCGAGUAAGCUGAUGAAUGUGCUUGUUUGUUUACUUG